Messenger RNA from Perkinsus marinus ATCC 50983, 384 nucleotides. Its product is annotated as p53 induced protein, putative. Gene Ontology annotation, cellular component: endoplasmic reticulum. The record is from RefSeq and is a predicted model, not a curated record. The transcript is spliced from 3 exons. The annotation marks the transcript as partial. Gene Ontology annotation, biological process: macroautophagy. Lineage: Eukaryota; Perkinsozoa; Perkinsida; Perkinsidae.
GAUAUCGCCAAUGAGACCUUCGCGAUAUUCUCUCCAUCGGACCCAAGGGUUAAGACUACUCUAACAGCUCGAAUAGUCGAUGCAUUGAUGCGGAACUUGCUCAAUAUUAUAUUCGCCCUGCAAACAUGGCUAUUGGGUUUUGUACCAUACAUCGGCACCUUCCUCAAUCUGACAAGCAUGUGCUUGCUGAUUUCUACAUACAGCUUCGAGUAUCGAUGGGUAUAUCUCGGAUGGGAGUCCCAUGUCCGUUUACGUUUCAUAGAGAGGCAUUGGGCAUACUUCAUCGGAUUCGGUCUCCCCUCGACUGUGCUAUGUUCCGUCUUUCCACGGUUCAUCGACAACGGAAUCUUUUCAAUGCUCUUCCCUAUCUGCAUUAUGACAGCC